GGGACCCCAGAACACUAGUGAGGUUCGCUGGUACACUGCUUUCAACUCACUGUACCCAGUGUCUGUCUGUCUUGACAUUUUGUGCUGUAAGGAUGCAGGCCGCUGUGCUAGUGCUGUACCUGGCGGUGGUGGGCUGCAUUGCUGCUAAAAAAGUUGGCAAAAUAUCUGAAGACCACGAGGCUGACAGUAGAGAGAAACUCGAGUGCAGUAAUGGGUUCUUACCCAUCGCUGGCAACUGCUACCGGUUCUUCCAGGAGAAGAAGUCUUGGGGAGAUGCUCAAAUGAGAUGUCAGAAUCAAAACACCAACCUGGCCAGCAUCAGGGAUAAACAACAGUACCAGGGCCUCCUCGCUCACAUCAGCGCUCACUUUCCUGGGACAUACUGGACAUCUGGUAAAUUAGAAUCUGGCCAGUGGAUCUGGACUGCAACAGGAACUUCAAUGUCACAGAAGUGGUGGGGUACAAACCCAAGCAACAGUUCCAACCAUUGUGCCUAUUUAUGCUCCUACACCAGCAAGUACUGGGACGAGUCAUGUGACACAGAACGGAACUUCAUCUGUGAGAAAGCACAGGAACCUCUGGAGAGGUCAAGUAAAUAUUUGUAUGCAUACCGAAGAACAUAAGGUGUUGUAAAUACUAUUAACAACAAGCACACUAAACAUGCAUACCCCUAGUGGCUGAAUAUGCCUUUGCACAAACUAAUGAUAUCACUGAACAUCGUGGAAUUAAACUUAAACAUGGAUAAAAAGAUAUGAAUGCAAUAGGUAUCUUCACCAACUAAGCAGUAAUGGUACAGUACAGCUGUACUGUACAGGGGGUCCCCAGGUUAUGAACGGGUUCCAUUCCUGAGGACAUUCUUAAGUCAAAAAUGUUCAAAAAUGUACCUAAGUCGAAACGCAUGCUCUGUGCAUACCAUACUUACAAAAUAAUGUUUAAAAUCCCACUAUAUCAUAGCGUAAGUCCUUAUAUAAAUCUAAAAUACUUAAUUUAAGAGAAAGUUAGAAAUAGAAUGACAAAAUACAGUAAAUGAAAGUAGAAAAUAAGUCCUCAGGUAAAUAAAUACACUACUGUAAAUUUAAAGUUUAACUUCAUUCGCAUUGGAGGGUGUUCGUAAGUCGGACAUUCAUAAGUCAGGGAUCCCUUGUAUAAGGAUUUUAUGCUUAGCAGAUGACAAGGUAGACUGUUUGAUCUAACUGUACAGGGUAUCAGUUAUUUUUUCAAUUAUACUUUAAAUACAUGAACAGUUAGUAUGUACAGGUAUACAUAAAAAAAUUGUAACCAAGUCCCAGGUUGCUGAUCUGA
Messenger RNA from Homarus americanus (American lobster), 1302 nucleotides. RefSeq names its product lithostathine-1-like. NCBI's taxonomy places the organism in Eukaryota, Metazoa, Arthropoda, Malacostraca, Decapoda, Nephropidae. The transcript has 5 exons. Bases 93 to 623 code for a protein of 176 amino acids. The record is from RefSeq and is a predicted model, not a curated record.